UCCCACAAGGAACCCGAUCGAUAUCCACGUGAACGAACUUUCGUCACAGCACGUAGUCUAGAGUAUAGAAACGAGACGUUUCUUAACGGCGUCUGGCACCGGUUUAGUUCAUUCAAAUAUUUAAUAUUUUUAAAAAUUUAAAUUAUAAAUGUUUGCCAGUUCCCUAUUGCUACAAACUAAGCGCACAUUUGCUGUUUAUACGUAUUAUUAUUUACAGCAGCUUUGAAGUUUUACGAGUAAUUGUGAAGCAUUUGUACUUAGUGUGUAAUAUAAAUAUAGACUGCAAUGGCGCAACUUAAAGUAGCGAUUAUAGGUCAGAGUAAUUUUGCAGCUGAAGUUUAUAAACUUUUGAAGCAAAACGGACAUAAAAUUACUGGAGUAUUUACAAUACCAGAUAAAUCUAAUCGAGAAGAUCCUUUAGCUGCAACAGCAAAAAUUGAUAAUACUCCAGUUUUUAAAAUCAAAGCUUGGCGUAGUAAAGGUGUACCAUUACCUGAAAUAUUAGAUCUUUAUAAAAGUAUCGAUGUCGAUCUUAAUGUUUUACCUUUUUGUACGCAAUUCAUUCCUAUGGAAGUGAUUGAUCAUCCAAAACAUAAAAGUAUUUGUUAUCAUCCGUCAAUUCUUCCUCGUCAUCGUGGAGCCAGUGCUAUUAGUUGGACUUUGAUCGAAGGCGACAAGGAAGCUGGAUUUUCAAUAUUUUGGGCAGACGAUGGCUUGGACACAGGACCGAUUCUACUGCAAAAAUCUUGUCCCGUAGAUAAAAAUGAUACCUUGGAUAGUUUGUACAAUAACUUCUUAUAUCCAGAAGGUAUUAAAGCUAUGGGUGAAGCGGUAAAUCUUGUAGCGAGUGGAAAAGCACCAAAAAUACCACAGUCUUCAGAAGGCGCAACAUAUGAUCCUUUAUUGAACAAAGAAGAGCUACAGCGGAUUGAUUGGAAUAAAAAGACUGCAGAGCAAGUUCAUAAUUUUAUCCGUGCACUUGAUAGUACCCCCGGUGCUUGGACGCUACUGAAUGGUGAAAAAGUUCGUUUCUACGGAUCGAAAUUGUGGGAUGAAGGAAAACUUGAUGGAGAUGUUGUUGAUGUUGAUGGCAAGCCUGGAAUUGUUCAUGACAAUGGUUUACUAAUUGCUGCAGCAGAUGGGAAAUACGUUAACGUUGAAAAACUUAAGAUUGGAAACAAAACGAUUCUUGCGUCGAAGUAUGGCAAGGCCAGUGAAUCAGCUAGCAUCGAGUUUACAGAAGAGGAAAAAAUACAUGUUGAAUCUAUUCGAUUAAUUUGGAAAAGUAUUCUCAAUGUAGAAGUAGACAAUGAUACUGAUUUUUUCGCUUGUGGUGCUGGUAGUAUGGACGUAGUAAGACUAGUCGAAGAAGUCAAAGACCUUGUUGGCGUGGUGAUACAAAACACAGACGUGUUCAUGGCACCAGUUUUUAUUGAAUUCGCUGCAUCAGUUAUUACAGUAGGCAGAGGAGCCUCUGGAGCUGGCAAGGACGUUAAAUACGACGCUGUAGAAGUACGUGCAAAUAAUCUUGAUUUAAAAUUUCCACGUCAGCUUUUUAUCAACGGUCAAUUUGUUAAUGGUCACGGUAAACCGAUACCCAGCAUUGAUCCACAUGAUGAGCAUGUUAUAUGUCAAGUUGAGAGUGCAACUUCCGAGGAUGUUGAUCUCGCAGUUAAAGCUGCCAAGAAAGCAUUUGAAGAGGGAGAAUGGAGUAAAAUAAGUGCCCGUGAACGUGGUACUUUACUUUAUAAAUUAGCAGAUUUGAUGGAACAGCAUAAAGAAGAAUUGGCAACAAUUGAAAGCAUUGAUUCAGGUGCUGUUUAUACUCUUGCUUUGAAAACUCACGUAGGAAUGUCUAUUGAAACCUGGAGAUAUUUCGCUGGGUGGUGUGAUAAAAUUCAAGGAUCAACGAUUCCAAUAUCCCACGCUCGGCCAAAUCGUAACUUAACUUUCACUAAAAAAGAACCAAUUGGUGUAUGCGGUUUAGUAACACCGUGGAAUUAUCCAUUGAUGAUGCUCUCAUGGAAAAUGGCUGCCUGUUUAGCUGCAGGAAAUACCGUUGUAAUGAAACCAGCUCAAGCAUCACCACUGACUGCUCUUAAGUUUGCCGAGCUUUCAGUUAAAGCAGGAAUACCACCUGGUGUUAUUAAUGUUGUACCUGGUAAUGGUUCAGUUACAGGAAUGGCUAUUGUUAAGCAUCCAUUGAUUAGAAAACUUGGAUUUACUGGUUCAACGGAAAUCGGUCAGACAAUUAUGAAAACUUGUGCUGAAAGUAAUUUGAAAAAAGUAUCAUUGGAAUUAGGUGGAAAAAGUCCACUUGUUAUUUUUGAAGAUGCUGAUAUACAGCAUGCUGUCAGAGUUGGAAUGAGCAGUGUUUUUUUUAAUAAAGGAGAAAAUUGUAUUGCUGCAGGUCGGCUUUUCGUUGAAGAAAAAAUCCAUGAUGAAUUUUUGAGUCGAACUAUUGAAGAAGUUAAAAAAAUAGUUAUUGGAAAUCCGUUGGACAGAAAAACAUCUCAUGGACCACAAAAUCAUAAGAAUCAUUUGGAUAAAUUAAUUGAAUUUGUUGAGACAGGUGUAAAAGAAGGGGCGAAAUUGGCUUAUGGUGGAAAGCGAUUAGAUCGACCGGGAUGGUAUUUCGAACCGACUAUUUUUACUAAUGUUAGAGAUGACAUGCAUAUUGCUAAAGAAGAAUCAUUUGGUCCUAUUAUGGUAAUCUCGAAAUUUAAUUCCAAGGACAUGGAUAAAUUGAUAGCUCGUGCUAAUAAUACAGAAUUCGGGCUUGCUUCGGGUGUUCUCACUAAAGAUAUAACUCGAGCUUUACGUUUUGCUGAAAAAAUAGAUGCCGGUACGGUAUUUAUUAAUACCUAUAAUAAAACAGAUGUAGCUGCACCAUUUGGUGGAUUUAAACAAUCUGGAUUUGGCAAGGAUUUGGGCCAAGAAGCACUUAAUGAAUAUCUCAAAACGAAGACUGUUACUAUCGAAUAUUAAAAACUUAUA
Molecule: messenger RNA, 2997 nt
Organism: Microplitis demolitor
Lineage: Eukaryota; Metazoa; Arthropoda; Insecta; Hymenoptera; Braconidae
Product: cytosolic 10-formyltetrahydrofolate dehydrogenase
Exons: 8
Coding region: 286-2988 (900 amino acids)
Biological process (GO): 10-formyltetrahydrofolate catabolic process; one-carbon metabolic process; biosynthetic process
Cellular component (GO): cytoplasm
Molecular function (GO): formyltetrahydrofolate dehydrogenase activity; aldehyde dehydrogenase (NAD+) activity
Source: RefSeq, a predicted model, not a curated record